CCAUGGCUGUAGCUGCUGAUUUUCCAUUUGCAGAUCCAAACGAAGGCUGAGUGAGCAUCUCGGAAACAGACCCAUGUACAGAGGACACUGACAUGACUCGCUAAACACAGUGCAACAGAUAAAGAAUUGCCUUCAUCGGCACCUAGCUUCAGUGCUGCCAAGACUCAACACUUAACAGCCACCUCCUCUUUCUCCUCUUCAGCUGCUGAAGCCUUGCGUCCAUUUCACUCCAUGAUUUUGCUGUGGAGAGCAGAUGGGAAGACGUUGUCCUGAACAGCCCCUACUCUACAGGACAUUGUCUCUGGGGAUAUGACUGGGGAUGCCUCUCCAACAAAAGCAUUUCGAUACCAACAAACUCUGCUUUAUGGCCAAUAUACAGACCAGGUAACUGACCUUGCAGACAAGGAAGCAGCAAAACUACUGAAUAAGAAGCAGGCCCAAAAGAACAAUGAAAGACCCCUGAAACGCGAUAGUCAAGUACAGAUUAAAGAAGAGCACUAUUCCAAAUGUCAAGACUGUGCUAGACGCAUCCAGAAAUAUGUUACCAGGAAGCUUGGAGAGGACUGGAUUUUCUUGAUUCUGUUGGGUCUGGUAAUGGCGUUGGUGAGCUGGGGAAUGGAUUAUGCCAGUGCGAAGAGCCUACAGGCCUACAAGUGGAUGUACAGAGAGCUGCACCCGAAUAUUCCUAUGCAGUAUAUGGUGUGGGUCACAUUCCCGCUUGCUCUUAUUCUGUUCGCGGCCAUUUUCUGCCACCUCGUCUCUCCACAGGCUGUUGGGUCUGGGAUACCAGAGCUAAAGACCAUUAUGAGGGGAGUGGUCCUCAAGGAAUAUCUCACUCUCAAAGCUUUUGUGGCCAAAGUUGUGGGCCUCACAGCUGGGCUUGGAAGUGGCAUGCCUGUGGGGAAAGAGGGUCCUUUCGUGCAUAUUGCCAGUAUCUGUGCUGCAGUACUCAGCAAGUUCAUGUCAAUCUUCUGUGGUGUGUAUGAGAAUGUGCAUAGGCAGUUCGACCUCCUGGUGGCGGCUUGUGCAGUUGGAGUUGGAUGUUGCUUCGGGGCUCCUCUUGGAGGGGUCCUUUUCAGCAUUGAGGUCACUUCCACUUACUUUGCUGUGCGCAAUUAUUGGAGAGGUUUCUUUGCAGCUACCUUUAGUGCCUUCAUUUUCCGAGUCCUUGCUGUUUGGAACAAGGAUGCAGAUACCAUCACAGCCCUGUUCAGAACAAACUUUCGCGCUGAUUUCCCCUUUGAUCUGCAAGAGCUGCCAGCAUUUGCUGUAAUAGGGGUAUGUUCUGGAUUCCUUGGAGCAUUUUUCGUUUAUCUCAAUCGCCAAGUGGUCCUAUGUAUCCGGCGUCAUACAGCCCUGAGCCAGUUUCUCACCAAACACCGCCUCGCAUACCCUGGGGUUAUAACCUUCCUUAUAGCAACUAUGACCUUUCCUCCUGGAUUUGGACAAUUCAUGGCAGGAGAGUUGAUGCCACGGGAAGCCAUCAGCUCUCUCUUUGAUAACUAUACCUGGGCAACGUACACAGGGGACCCUCAGAUCCUGGGGAAGUCUGCUGCCUGGAUCCAUCCUAAAGUCAGCGUCUUCAUCAUCAUCUUCCUCUUCUUCUUUAUAAAGUUCUUGAUGGCUGUCAUUGCUACCACGAUGCCAAUCCCCUGUGGAGGCUUCAUGCCUGUUUUUGUCCUAGGUGCUGCAUUUGGGCGUCUUAUUGGGGAAAUCAUGGCAUCACUUUUUCCCAAUGGAAUCCUCUUUGAUGGAAUUGUUUAUCAAAUCUUACCUGGAGGGUAUGCAGUCAUUGGCGCAGCAGCAAUGACAGGAGCAGUGAGCCACACUGUCUCCACUGCUGUGAUCUGCUUCGAGCUGACAGGUCAGAUCUCUCACAUCCUCCCCAUGAUGGUGGCUGUCAUUCUUGCCAACAUGGUGGCCCAGAGUCUGCAGCCCAGCCUCUAUGAUAGCAUCAUCCAGGUGAAGAAGUUGCCCUACCUGCCAGACCUGGGCUGGAAUCACAUAAGCAAAUACAAUAUCUUUGUUGAGGAUAUUAUGGUCCAAGAUGUGAAAUUUGUCUCUUCCAACUGUAAAUACCGAGACUUGCAAACUGUUCUCCAAAGCACCACUGUUAAGACUUUGCCUUUGGUGGACUCACCAGAGACCAUGAUCCUUCUGGGGUCUGUAGAGAGAUCUGAACUGCAGGCUCUCCUCCAGAGACAUAUAAGCCCAGAACGGCGACGGCUUCUCCACAGAGAAAUGCAGCAGAAGCUGUCUGAGGCACCCUACGAUGGGCACAGCAAGGGACCGUGGGCAACCCUGCCAAAGCUGAAGCAUGAAUCUUUUGCUUAUGUUGAUGAGGAUGAAGAUACAGAUGAGAAGGGAGAGCUGCCUCAGCCCCCAAGUCCCACUCCCAGUUACACAGAGGAGCCCAAUGGCCCGACAGGUCCUCUUAAACAAAUGCCUGAAACUUCAGAGCCGCAGCAACUCCGAGGCAAUUUCAGGAGUUUGAGGCAACUGAUCCAGCAGCUCUUGUGCCAUUACAGCCAUUCACGUGCAACAGAGAGUGCUGUCCAGGAGCCAGUGGAAGUUGUUGAAACAAUGAGGCCAGAAGAGAUAGAUGCUUGGGAACAGGAGGAACUGAACAAGAAUGUGUGCUUUGACAGCUGCCGCAUAGACCCUUCCCCUUUCCAACUGGUGGAGAGAACUUCCCUGCACAAGACACAUACGUUAUUCUCAUUAUUGGGCCUCAGCCAUGCCUAUGUCACCAGUAUGGGGAAGCUGAGGGGAGUGCUGGCAUUGGAAGAGCUCCAGAAGGCAAUAGAGGGCUCCACACGCUCUGGGGUUCGCCUGCGCCCACCACUUGCCAGCUUCCGUGAUACCAACCGGACUUCCAUCAGCAGUGAGAAGGCCGCUCAGGCCACUCAGGUGUGGAGCCAGCAGGACGACUGCACGGUGGCAGCACAGCAAGCAGCGGACUUGCGCACAGAGAGCCCAUUGCUUCCCUGCACACACUCCCCCCAGCACUCACACUUGCAUGAAGAGGGGGAAGUCCUGUUCUCCACUUCUGCCACUGAUACCGACUUGGAAGAGAUGGAGCUGACAGGGCCAGUUGCUGAAAACAUCUCAGACAUCCUCAAGGACAUAAGCCUACGCUCCACUGACCUGGAUGAGGAUGAAGAUGAGGAUGAGGAUGUCCCCUUAUAGCUGGUGUGAGGGGAGUAGUCAUUCACACUCUUCAGUUGAGCCAGUUUUCUUGUGUUUGCUCCUCAAAGAGAAGCUUUUGGAUGUUCUUUGCAAUUGCCACAGAGGAUUGAUUCAGCUGGGAAAAGGGGCAUCAGACUGACCCUUUCUAUUGCUGCUUUCUUCCUGUGGAAAGACUGUUGGACUAUAUGGGUGGGUGCAGGAGUCAGAUGUGGACUGCAAGGUGGUUAAGAGUGGGCUCAUAAUACUUAGGCUUCUGCCAUGUUUAUAUAACAUGGUAGAAGGGAUUGUAACACAACAUGAAUACUGCUGGGCACAGUCAAGAUGCUCUGGUUCAAUCUGCCAUGUGGAAAGUGGAGAAGGAGCAGCUUUUCUCAUUCUCAAUUGGUGUCAUCUUGGAAUUGGUGUCAUCUGUGUCACAGCUGGCUGCACAUACCAAUGUAAACACAGCCAAACCUCCAGCCUAGGAGCAUAUUGCUGCUUCUGACUGCAAUCCUGUCCAUGCUGCCACAGUUCCUUUUCUCUAGCUCUUAUCUUGCAUCCCCCCCAACAUUCCCAUGUAGAACAUUUUUCCUCUUUCUCAAUUUUUACUCUGGGAUUUUCUUGGGUGGGUGUGCAGUUAGGAGCUUCUCCUCUGGCCUUUAGCUGAGCCAUGCCCUAAAAAUAGAUAGGAGGAAAAUAUUUAGUCUAUGUCUCAUGUCUUGAAUUCAGCCAGGGCUCUAAGAAAAGCAGUAGAAGUGAGGAAAGCCUCUUUGUUUUCCCAUCAUGUCUGGAAUUUUUAAAUAGAGUGGGAAAAUCUUAAGUGGGUGUAUCCUCAGUGUUGGAGGAAGAGGAGUAAAACAGCAUGUGUGCACCUAUAUUUCAAAUACCUGUGAUUGUCUCUCUGAAUCGCCAUUUUUACAAAGUUACAGUCUUAAAAUAUAAGAACUAAAAAAAAAGAAUUAUGGAAUGUUAGCAGGCUGACAGGAACUACAGAAGAGGGAAGCCACAUGUUCUACACCUUGAAACAGGUUUAUCUCUGAAAAUUCCUGCUCUCUUUCCUGGUAAUUCUACCCUGCCUCCUUUCCACAUAUUUCUGCAUAUCUGGAAUUCCAGCUCUCACUUUUUCCAGCUUGUCUUCAUUGUGACUAACAGUAAAGACCUCAACCCUUGUCUGCAGCAUCCCCCUCUAUUCCAGUUCUGAAUCUGGAGCAGAUCUUGAUCUCUAUCUUGCAAAAAGAUGUCUUGUCAGUUUGUGUCAUGCAUGCGAAACCUCAGCAUCCAAAGAUAAGAUGCUGCUUUGUUUAACUCACUGUCCUUGUGAGGUUUUCUCAGUAAAUAGGCAAAAUCAAAUCCUUUGUAUUCUGUGGCUUUCCUCUAACAUUCUACAUUUCUUUCUAUCACAUUUCUGGUGUGUCCUGGCACUUAGGUGAAGUCUCAAGCAGCCUAUUGGAUGUAUUUCCACUUACCAGCAACAGAAAGGAAAUGUAGGCUCUGAGAAUAUGUUCUUGGAGGGUAUUCUCCCUGAUGUUGGGCCACAUCCCUUUCCUGGUAUUAGCAAAGCAUCACCUAACUCAGAGUGACCGGUUUCACCUUAAUGGGCGAUUUUUCAUAAGCUGUCUC
This is a messenger RNA of Strigops habroptila (Kakapo), 4788 nucleotides long. It is a transcript of the gene CLCN1, whose product is annotated as chloride voltage-gated channel 1. NCBI's taxonomy places the organism in Eukaryota, Metazoa, Chordata, Aves, Psittaciformes, Psittacidae. Gene Ontology annotation, molecular function: voltage-gated chloride channel activity. The record is from RefSeq and is a predicted model, not a curated record. Gene Ontology annotation, cellular component: membrane. Bases 310 to 3189 code for a protein of 959 amino acids. Gene Ontology annotation, biological process: chloride transport; transmembrane transport. The transcript is spliced from 24 exons.